AUGGGCAAACGGGACAGAUCACCCUCACCGCUCCUAGAAGAUUUCGGGGCAAAGCGGCAGCAUGCCUGGCCCUGUGACGAGACCGCUAUGGAAAAGGCCCGGGAGUUCGUGCGGAGAUGCGCAACCAACCCAACCUCCCCCAUCCUCCUCCUCCCCGACCGCGACGCCGACGGCCUCACCGGCGGCCUGAUCUUCCACCGCACCCUCCGCCUCCUCGGCGUCCCGCCCAGCUCCAUCACGACCCAUUUCGUCACAAAGGGCACGUCGAUCCACGCGGAGGGCGAGCGGGAGAUAUUGGAGGGGUAUGGAGCCAGGAGGGUGAUUGUUGUGGAUCAGGGGAGUCGGGGGGCGGGGGAGGUUGUGCGGGGUGCGGAGGUCCUAGUGGUGGAUCAUCACUGGAGUGCGGAGUUUCCUUCGAAGGCGGAGGUAGUGAACGCAAGCCACUACCCCCCCGUCGCCACCUCCGCCCUCCUCGCCUACCUCAUCUGCGAGCCGCUCCACCAACGCGUCCCUGAGACAUGCGCGUGGCUGGCGGUGUUGGGCACGAUGGGCGAUCUGGGCACGGGGGUUGCGUGGACGCCGCCGUUUCCGGAUCUGUCGUGGGCGACGAAGGGGGUGGGGAAGAGCAAGAUGGGGGAGGCGGUGGGGUUGUUGAAUGCUCCGAGGAGGACUGCGGAGAAUGAUGUGAGGACUGCGUGGCAGGCAUUGUUGGCGUCAAACACAGCAGCAGACGUGGUGUCACCCUCCAACCCAUCCUUCAAACGGCUGCGAGAAGCCAAAGCCGAGGUCGCCGCCGAAACCCAGAAAUGGGCCAGGACCCCACCCAAGUUCUCCAGCGACGGGCGCUUCGCCGUCUUUGAAAUCAGCUCACCGGCCCAGAUUCACCCGUUGAUUGCUACCCGUUGGUCUGGGUAUCUGAAGGCCACCAACCUGGAAGCCCUCGUAGUCGCCAACACGGGUUACAACCCCCACCGCGUCCAUUUCGCCUGCCGCAUCCCGCGAAGUCGGAAGUCUCAAAUCACACUACCCGAACCGGACCUCAUCACACUGCUGAGUGAGCUGGCAGCUAAGGUUGAUGGGUUGCGAGAAAAGCUUGGUGAUGAUUAUGCAAGGGGACAUAAGGAGGCCACGGGUGGGGUUGUUUCGAUGGAGGCGUGGGGGUUGUUGAAGGAGGCGAUGGAGUUGGGGGUGAAGAAGGAGGGGGGUGGGGUGAAGGGGGGGAAGAAGGUGACGCAGAGGAAUACGUUGGAUCAGUAUUUCAAGAGAUGA
Molecule: messenger RNA, 1269 nt
Organism: Fimicolochytrium jonesii
Lineage: Eukaryota; Fungi; Chytridiomycota; Chytridiomycetes; Spizellomycetales; Powellomycetaceae
Product: DHH phosphoesterase
Exons: 6
Coding region: 1-1269 (422 amino acids)
Source: RefSeq, a predicted model, not a curated record